Amborella trichopoda is the source of this 820-nucleotide messenger RNA. RefSeq lists its product as uncharacterized. NCBI's taxonomy places the organism in Eukaryota, Viridiplantae, Streptophyta, Magnoliopsida, Amborellales, Amborellaceae. The record is from RefSeq and is a predicted model, not a curated record.
CCUUUCUUCCUGGUUAUCUCUCUCUCUCAUUUCAGGUUCCUUUCCUUUCUUCCUGGUUAUCUCUCUCUAAUAUUUUGGCAUGGGAAACUGUGUGGGUAGCUGCUUUCAUGGAGAGACAGAGAGAGCAGAAAUCAUAAAAGUGAUUAGGGAAGAAGAUGCAAAGGUCUUGGUAUACAGACCUCCAAUAAUGGUGAAGGAUAUCCUCCUCCAACACCCUAACUGUGAGGUCAUGGUUCAUGAUAUGGAACCACAAAAAGAGCCCACAAAGCCAUUGGACAGUGACCACAUGAUGAGCCCCAAUGUUGUGUACCAUUUGGUUCAGAAGGAAGAGGAAGAGGAAAAGAGCAAAUUUUCACCCAAAAGAUUGGGUGGAGAGAAGGGCGUUUUGAAGGUCAAAAUUGUGCUCACAAAGCAAGAAUUGGCGCAACUUCUGUCAAAGUGUGGAGAGAAGGGAGGUUCAGUAGAGGACAUAUUGGAGGAGAUCAAGAGAUUGAGUAUUGGUAAAGAGACAGCUUCCUAUGUGACGCAGUCUAAUGAGAUGUGGAGGCCUACUUUGGAUAGUAUACCUGAGGAGCUACCAUUGUGAUGGGUUAAAAUUUAGGGCUAACAGUUUAGAAGAAGAUCCCCUCUGGAUACAGGAGAGAUUGUAGGCCAUUUUCUUUCAAAAACAUUAAGAGAUGAUUGAAGAUCCUUCUGUUGAAUGGAGGAGAGAUUGUAGGCCACAUGAAGAGACGAUUGUAAUUUGUUGGCUCUCUUUAGAAACAUGUACACAUAACAUACUUCAAGAACUUCUUUGAGUAAGAGUGACUUUCUUUAUCUU